Messenger RNA from Ustilago hordei, 2784 nucleotides. RefSeq lists its product as uncharacterized. NCBI's taxonomy places the organism in Eukaryota, Fungi, Basidiomycota, Ustilaginomycetes, Ustilaginales, Ustilaginaceae. The record is from RefSeq and is a predicted model, not a curated record. The coding region runs from base 1 to 2784 and encodes 927 amino acids. The transcript is spliced from 2 exons.
AUGGUACCUUGCUGGGCGGACCCCACAGCGCAAGAGGGCGCUCGGCUCAUUCUUGGCCAUACGCAGGGAUCAACCGUCAAAAAAACCACGGUGACCAUCGAAGCGAUAGCGAUCGCAGGUGGAGUUCAGAUGAACCUGAGCCCAGCAGCAGAUGCGAAACGCUUGUCUGGAAGUCCCAUACGUGCGUUUUCCAACAGUCCUCUCGUCCUCGACGCCGACGACUGGAGCUUUCUAAGUUCUUAUCUGCAGAGCUCCCCCGAUAGUUGGGCGAGAUUGCCGCGAAGCCCCUUGACAGGCCGUGGACUAAGCUCAAGUGGCGCCUAUCAUGAUCAUACCACUCGCAGUCCACUAUCUCAAGCCUCCGCAGUUGACAGCUGGCAGGUGCAAAAUGCAGAGGAGGGUUCGACGCAUCAGCUCUUGACUCCCACCACCGCUCGUCCUGGUUCAGCUGGCUUAGAUACCAUCAUCGAAGGCGCCUCAGUCGAUCAUGACGUCUCCCUGGCGGACACCAGCGCCUUCCUCUUCGACCGAUACCGCUUCUCAAGUGUCUCGACGAGGUCAGAGCCGAUAGGCAUCAGUCCAUGCAGCAGUCCCGUCCCGGCAACGCAGUCGGGUGUGUUGACUGGUAGGACCUCGAGAGCGUCGUCUGCCUACAGUGAUACAAGCUCGCAUGGGAUCGCUGGCGGCUUUAGGCCUAAGCCGCUCAUUCUUCGACAUCACUCUCGCUCUACUGACCCGACCGCACGAGCAUCUUCACGCCUUUCGCAUUCUACCUCUGUCCCCAUGUUGAUGCUGGAAACGACGCCGACAGAAAGCAGUCCAAGAUUCGACCGGCCGGACACAUCUAGAUCUGAGACAGCUGCUUCACCUUCCUUGGGACGCGACUAUCUGACUCCUACCCUUACAUCCAAUCCGACCCUCGGCGAUGCUAUUGUCUCAGCUCCACCUGAGGUCAGCAGAAGAGAUUGGCAGGCUGAGAGACUGGAUCCGAGCCAGGUAAUAUCGCCCAGAACAACCUACACACAAGCGAAUCUUGCAACAAAAAGGCCUCCUACCUCACGACAAGCAGAUUGCAACGAGUCCGAGAGUGUCACUCCACCUAAACGUGAACCUGCAACCAUCAAUGUGUCUCGCCCAUCCACCUUUACUUCCGUCAUAGUCCAAGACGAUAAUUUUGCCGACCAGUCGCGGGAAGAGUUGCCUCUGUCGACCCUCGAAGGAAGCUCACCUCUGUCACCGGCAAAAGCCCUGGGAAACACAACAUCUCGCAAGAGUCAAAGCUCUUCAGAUCCGGAUCCUGAUCAAAGUCUUCCAUCUGAGUCAUUGUCACCUCCACGCUCCGCAGCUUCAGCAGAGACUUAUUCGAGUGGCACCGUCGAGCUUGUCCCUUGGCAGGUCGCUACGACAGACUCGGUUGGCCCACGAAGAUCUGAAGAGAUCUUCCGCCCGCUCAGCAUGGCCAUGAGUAUGAGCAGAAGCGGUGCUGGCUCGUCCAGGGAUACUAUCACAUCACGUACCGCGCGUCAAACAGCAGCAGCUGCUGAAGCUGGAUCGUACCGGACUACUUUCCAGAUGCCUGGCACGCCUCUCAAGGGUGGCACGGAUUUCAUCUGGGGCAGAGCUGAAUACGAGGCAAGAAGCAGUCGCGAAACAGCCGGAUCCAAUGCAGCAACAGCUUCGAGAGGGCCUAGUCACGUCGGCCUCGGCUUCUCUGUUCCUCGACCGAGUAUUAGCUUGCAACAGAACAGCAGCCCAUAUCCUGAUGUCGAUCCGAACGUUGGAGGCGAGCAAAUACACUCUGACAGGAAGUCCAGCCAGGCAAUGGACUGUAGAGAGAGGUUUACACGCGGCUACAGAAUCUCGAGCCCACCUGGAGCCAUGAAGCGUCUGCUCUUCGAAUUAGAGCAUGGAUCGAAGGAUAGCCAGCUAGCGCGAGCAGCUCAACCGCAAGAUCCGUCCAGCCACGAAGCUUCCAACGACCCUAGCACAGAGGUUGCUGAUGCUACUGGUGCACAUCAUCAGCGCAGCGCCACACUCAGUAGCAUCUCGAUCUUACCUCGGACUUCUUCGAUACGUCGUCGUCAUCAGAGUAUCGAUGUUGACGGAAGACAAAGAAGCACGCAGGCUAGCGAUCUUGGUGCUGUGUCCCGUCUCGACAUACUGAGCGAAGACCCUGGAGCACAAAGCAUAAGCUCGAAUGCAGCUCAGCAGCCCAAGGCGAAAGACAAGCAAUCGCACCGCGCUGAAGACGAAGCCGACGUUUCCGAUUCGAUGCCAGCAAGGAUCGCCAAGCGGGCGAUCUACAACUCGGGUCUAAGGAUUACACUUCAGCUCUACACAGCUGUUCACCAAGCCCUCUUCUUCGCUUUCGAGUCACCAUACCUAUGGAUUAGUAUCAGCCCAGCACUGCCUCUGGUUGCCGCAGCCCUCUUCCUCGUCCUCGAUACGCUCAUUGUCCGGAUGUACAUGCUUAGAGGCGAGCAGAAAAAACUCUUCAUCUCCUUCAUCGCGGUGCUGACCUUGGCUAUGGCCUACUGCAGUGCCAUGUGUGCAUUCAAGAUUGUUCUGCUAACCAGAACAGCCGACCUCGGAGCAUCGUCGCCAGGCAUCCACUUUCAUCGCGGACGCAGCCAGGAUGGAAAUGCAUUCCAGCAGGUUUUGCGAGACAUGCCCCUGUCUGCCGUUCUCUUCCUGCUCGGCGUAGAAAGCGUGCUUCUGAGUCUGCCUUUGCUUGCGGCCAUGAUACUAUCUCACAGUCGGCCUCGAAAACAGCAUCCAAAUUAA